Molecule: messenger RNA, 13829 nt
Organism: Bursaphelenchus okinawaensis
Lineage: Eukaryota; Metazoa; Nematoda; Chromadorea; Rhabditida; Aphelenchoididae
Source: the annotation of a GenBank genome assembly
AUGAUAUACAGUAAGUGUCUGUUCAGUUUGCUUUACUUUCGUUUGCACUUGGUAUGUUGAGUUAAAGUGAAUGGUCGUAUAAGGUGAAAUGUAAUGUAAUGGUAGGUAUUGUGAUGGUGGUCGACAAAAAAUGUAAAAAAAUGAAAUAGAAAAAUAAAAUCCCUUAGAGCGACAAAAGUUUAAUUUUUUAAAAACAUACGAAAAGGAAUGGCACAUUUUGUCAGUCGGCUUUCUUUAGCUUGGGCUUGAAAAUGUAAAAAAAAAUAUCACUCAACCCCUUCCUGACCUCGCUAAUCUUACAGACGACACAGAAUCCCUGAAUUCUGAAGCCUCGUCGGUAAAAGACCGAAUCGCUCGGUUCGAAUCCCUGAAGGAGACUUCUAAGAUUCCGAUUCACCGUACCGCCCAAUCAGAGUUGGUGGAAGAAGACGUGAAAGAACAGCCAUCACAGAGGAAGGAAGAGGAACAUGUCUCUCAACGACCCACCGACCUCAUCCUUCACGAAUCGACCACACAAUCGACCGAAAUCAAACAAGAUCAACCGGCCGAUUCCCCAUCUACUCCACAAACUGUCACGGAACAGAGAGAACAGCUGGGCAGGGCUUUGACGGUAGAGAGUCCACCUAAGAGUGACACUCAAGGUUUGUAUGAGAGUGUGGUGUUUGUUGUCUUCAGUGUUGUUAUGGAAAAAACAGUUAGAGACAGUAACUCAAAGUAAAAGAUAUCAUUAUAAGAGACUUUUGACUUUAUAUUGCUACCAAAAGCUUAACUUUAGUUUAAAGUUGCACUAACACGCCUUACAUUAAUUUAUCGCACUUUAUUUAAGCUAAACUAAAACAACAUCAGAAAACUUCAUCAAAAUUAAAAAUUUUUUAAUUUUAAGGAAACAAUUUAAAUUUAAAAAACUUGAAAUGCCAUAAAAGAUUUGGUAAAGAAUGGUGUUGUUUACAGGCAGCUUUGUUCUCACAGCCAAUAGAAAACAUUGACAAUAACGUCUUUUUGCCUCUAAAACAAAGUUGUUUUCGCAAAAAUGUUUACGUUGUAUUGUCAAAGAAGUAUAUGUGAUGUACAUGCAUGUUUAUGUAAAUGUGAUUCACAACUAUAAGAUACGAUCAUCAAAAACUGAAUCACAUUUACAUGUAAACUAAAUGUGUAAACUGAAUUUACCCCGCCUAAUCUUGUUUAUUCCAGAUCUUCCCGAAACCAUAGCCGAAGAGCCGGAAGAACCUCAAGUUAGUGUACACAAGCUGGUCCAAAAGUUCACGCAGCCUUCCGAAACCAUUGCUGACACAUCGUCACCAGCCCAGUUCCCGGAACACCACGUUGUGUCGGGAGAUGGCCUGUCUCGAGUUGACAGUCACGAGAAGAUCAUCAUCAGGGAAGAGAUCGAAGUGGAACCCAGCUCUUCUGAAGUCCCUGAAACCGAGAUCCUGGCGUCUACAGAAGACAUCGCUCAACAAGUCCACAAACUGUCAUUGAAGGAGCCUAGCCAAGUACAGGUCCAGCCAAUACCUGAAGACAUUGUUCAUGUGAGUGUGCAAGAGAAAGUAAGACGACUAGAGCCGGCUACAAGCCUCGAAUCUGAGCACGAAGAAGGAGACUUUGUAGAACAAGUGCCUCAAGGCAUCGACACAGAAAUAGCUCCCCAUGACGACGCGCUACAAACAGCUACGGUCAUAACGACUGAAGUCAGAGAAAAACCGCCUACAGAAGCCGAGUUUGCUGUUAUUAAUCAAGCACGGUAUGAAAGUUCAGAAGAGCCUUUGGAAUCCGUUAGUGAACAACGUAGGAUCGCCAUCAACAAAGCCUUGAAUGAAGAGAUUCAGGACGAAACCACAUCUGGAUUGCUCGAUGAAUCAGCUACAGGACAGCGUUUGGAAGAGACAGCUAGUCCAAGCCUAGAAACCAGCUCAAAGUCAUCAGUUCAGCAAUUCAGUGCAGGUAGAGAAGGUGCUUCUGAAGAAGAACCAGAGGGCUUUUCUGAACAAAAAAGGAUUCAGAUCAGUAGAAGUUCGGAAAGAAGUGUCGUUGAUGAACCAGAAUCUCAGAAACCAGACGAAUCUCAACCUGAAUCUCACGUUGAAGGCUCGGAAGAGCCCGGCCUUCUGAAGAAGGCAGCUGCUGUUGGAGUAGCUCUUGCUGGAGGAGUUGCAAUGGCUGCUAGCAGUUUGUUGCCUGAUAAAGAAGUUAAUGAACAACAACAAAAAGAUGCUGAAAAGCCAGUUGAAUCUAAUGAACGUUAUGAGAAAUCAGAAUCUCAAGAAGCAACGCAACAGUCACCAGAAUUGACUGCUGAUGUUGAACAUGAAGAACAAGAAGUUGCUGUAGAACAACGUGGCAGGACAGGUGACAGAUGUGAAGAAGACCUUCUAGAAACACCUGAAAAGCAAAAGGAAUUCUCUGCAAUUGGACCAGAAAGUACUAAGAAUAUCCCAGUGCACCAAACUACGACUGGAGAAGCCGUAGAAAGUCAACAAGGUACAGCUACUGGAAUACCUGUAGCUGAGAGCGUGUCAUCGGUUGAGAGAUUCGAAGCCCAACAACCAAUUACGGAAGAUAUUAGACAUGAACAGUAUGAGCAUGAGCAUUACGAAGAGCCACAAACUAAAAGUGAACAAGAUACACAACAUGAACAAUACGAAAAUAAACCAUAUGAACAAGAACAAAUUGAACCAGAACUAACCCAAGAAGAAAAGAACAUCCACAUUGAACUCCCAGCUGAAAGUCAAGAUACUGAAGUUCAAUCAGAACCCUUAUCACCUCGAGGUGUUACCCCAGAUCAAACGGAAAAAGAACUUGAACAGGAGAUAGCCCAGAAGAAUGUUGAACCUGUUGGUGAUCUGUCGAAGGAAUUAGAAGCCACAGAAUCCGUUCAACCAGUAACUUCAGGACGGGAAUCUAGUCCAGACAAAAGCACGCUAGCAUUUGUGAAUGCACCAAGUGAAAUCGAAGCAGAAGAUGCCAAAGAACCCCAAAGAAGCCCCGAAGAAGAGAAAUAUAGACUUCAAAAACAGUACAGACGUGAUGUUGAAGAUAAGCAAGAGAUCAGAAAGUCAAUUGACGACAGAGAAAGACCUUUCGGAAUUGAGGGUCCAGUAGGAACAGAACAGCCGUCUGCUGCUGAAGAAAAUCUAGAACAUCCAGGAAAACCAGAAUCUGAAGUCAAAGAAUCGCCAGAAAAAGAAUCUCCAGAUUCCCAAAAAAUGGGCCUAGGUACCAUGAUAGCCGGUGCUGCCCUUAUGAGCGGUAAGGCGUUGAUAGACAAAUUCAAAGGAGAUAAAGCUCCAGAAGCCGGCGGUUACGAUGACAGUGACAAUGAUUCAGAUGACUUUAAGCCAGAAGGUGGUUCUGAACGUGUAGUUGCUGAAGUAUACGACGAACCAAGGAAAGCUGAAGAAGCUCCAACACCUGCAGAGUCAGAAUACACCCCUGAAGCCAAACUAGAUCAACAAGAAGUCACUAAAACAUCUGAAGUUAGUGAGAUAGAAAGCCCCAAAACUACGGAAUCAGAAUCACAAGGUUUCGUGGAGCCAGAGACACACAAACCUGAUUCUGAACAAACCGUUUUGGAGCCAGAAGCCGAGAAAACUGAAGUCGAAGAGCCAGAAGAAGGUCCAAACUCUCCGCCACCAACACCAACAAAGGUGGUGCAUGUUCAUGAACACUUUGAAGAACAAAUACUUGACCAUGAUGGUAACGUUGUUGAUGAUGUGACAUUCGAGUCAAACUACGAUGUCAGAGAUUCUCACACUCCAAUUGACGACGAAAGAAAGGUCAGUCUUGUGCCACCUGAACAUGGUGCAGAGAGCGAGACUUUGAGUCAUUUCGAGGAACAAGCCAUCCACAUCAAUCCAAAUGCAGUACCACCAUCUGGUACACAGACGCUACAUGAAGAAAGAGUCGAAACAACCGACGAUCUUCAACAGAAAACCAUAACUGAAGACCUAGAUGUCCAUGUAGUACCGACUGACGAGAGUCAUUACCACAUGCAGAUCCAUGAAGAACGAGUCGAGCGUGUUGAGAACGAUACAGUAACCACCACUCGGGAUUACGACAUCGAAGCUCCCGUUGGUACUCAAAUUUCAUUGCCAGAAGGAGAUCAACCAGUCUCUAACAUCAGAGAACAAGUUGAACAAGGUUAUAUAAGUCAACAACCAGAUGCUGACAUGACUGAAAGUCAUUAUAAAGUACAUGAAGAGCGUCACGAAGAGGUGAUCGACAAAGACGGUAACACGGUAACUGAGAUGACCACGGUCAGAGAGUACGAUGAUGAGCAUCCAGAACCCUCGAUCCAGGCCAUGCAUAUUGAACGCAAAGCUUCUGAAGUCAAGCCAAGUUCAGCUAAACCGGUCGGAGAUGUUGAGAAGGAGACUGCCACCACUACUGACCCUAAACAGGCUGUAGAACCGACCAACACUCCGAUUCAGGACCUUGAAGAUGAAAGGGAAGAAAGACGAAAGAUUGACGAAGAAAGAGAGGAGCAGAGAGUCAGGGAAGAGCAACUUCAACAACAAUAUCAGCCAGAAGCAUACCAAAAUCAAUAUCAAUCAGAAGAACAUCAACAACAAUAUCAGGCAGAACAAACGCCAAGUGAGGUACAAGAAUAUUCUGACGAAGAAUCAGGAGAUACCACGAAAAAGAUGGGACUUGGUACUAUGAUUGCUGGAGCCGCGUAUCUUGGCGGUAAGGCAAUUUACGACAAGAUGAAGGGUGAUGGAAAAGACAAACAUCCAGAUACAGAAUAUCAUCACGAAGAACUUAAAGAAAACGAGUAUCAACAACCAGAAGCAAGUGAAAUCACCUUCAAAGAUGAACCUCAAGGUUUCCAAAUUCAUGAAGAAGGUCCUUCUGAAUCCUUCAAAGAAGACGUUACAAGGAAAACAGAAAAACAGCAACCGAUCCCAGAAGCUGCUCCAGUGUCACAAACACCUUUAAGUCAGGCUGACAACAUUUCUACAGCUAGUGUUAAGAAUCUGGAUUUAGACAAGUUGGACGAAGAAGAGACACUUCAACAAGCUCAAGCUGCUACUGAAAAUACACAAGAAGACCAGGCUAUAACUCCAAGUACUGAAGUCUCGGUUGAAGGUAAAGAACAAAAGCCAGAAGUAACCGAAUAUACUGAAGAACUACCAUCAGGUACAGUACCUGGACAGCCAGAAGAACCUUCAGUUGAAGCUGAAGGCCAAGAAAAACCUUCAGUUACAGUUACUGAACAGCCACAAGAGCCAGUGUCUCCAGAACAACAUGACGAGCCUCAUCGUACGAUUGUUACUGAGUCUUAUGAGUAUACCUACACUGAUGACGGUGUUCACGAGCCUCACGCUGAAAUCAGUUACAGAAAAUUGUCCCAAGAAGAUGAAGGUCCGGUAGUCACAAGUGAAGAACAUUACGAUGUUUCUGGAUCUGAGAAGCCUUUGCCUAUUCAACCAGACGCCGGUCGAACCGAAGAAGGAUCCCAAAAGUCAGAUACGAUCAGCGUACAAACUGAGGAGGUCGAGCCUGAAUCAGAAUAUCAAGUUGAAGAGUUGCCUGAAGACAAGAGUGUGCAAAGAGACAUUAGCCCCGAAAAUGUAUCAAAAUUACUUCAUGAACAGAAGGAAACGCGUGAAGAACACGGUGAUAAGAAGGAGGAGGCAGCUGAUAAGGUAGAAGGAGUAGAAUCGCCCUCCCAAGACCAAGAAGCUACAACUGAAGAAGGUCAAGUUCAACAAAAUGUAAUAUCUCAUCACUUUGGUUCGACUGGAGAACUGCCACAAAGUGUAGAAGAACUCGAGCAAAGAGAAGUCACACGAUCUCCUCAACCCGUCGUUACUGAUAUUACAGACAGACCAGCUGUCGAGGACGUUGGUGAACCCAAAGCCACUGAUACAACAGAUACGACCACCCAAGAAGACAAGUCUGAAGGCCAGAUCAAGGAGAAACAAUUCACAGCUGAAGGCCCAGAAACACAAAAGAUAAUCGACACUCACGAGUCGAGACUUGAAGAUCAAGACCAACUACAACCAUUUGAAACUAGUGAAUUCAGAGGAAAACGUGAAGCCGAUCAGGACGUAUCAUCUCCUCAACCUGAAGGAGUUGAACAUACUACAUCAUCAGAACCAUCUGAACAACAAUCGACUGAAUUUCCUGAAACCAAGCAGGAUACUGAAGCAAAAUCGACGUCUGAAGUCACUGAAAUUUCAACAGCAGAAUCUCCUGUAGCACCAGCUUCGAUUUCUGAUGUAAGUAUCCCAGAAGAAGCUGAACAGAAGAAGCCAGAAGAUGCUGUCAGACACACAGACGAAACUGCAUUACCAUAUGAAGCGAAGCCAGUAGAAGCGUCAAAAGAAGAAACUUCAGAAUCAGAAGGUGAAACAACAGAAAAGAUUAAUCUUGGUACAAUGAUUGCUGGAGCUGCUUACCUUGGCGGUAAAGCAAUCUAUGACAAGUUGAAAGGAAGUGAAUCUGAUGAGCCAGAAGUUGAAUACCCAGUAGAACCAAAAGACGAGCAUUAUGAGAGUCCAGAAGGCUAUCGUCAUGUUGGGGACAGUGCUCAAAACACUCCAGAGCUAGCCAGGAAACAAUAUACAGAACCGGCCAAAGACUCUGAUGUUGCAGAACGUGAAUUGCAAAACAAAGAAGUUGAACAAGAAAUCUCAGAAGCUUCGAAGCAAACUUCAGGACCCACAGAACAUAGUGAACACUCUCCAGAUGUUACAGAACACCACGAAGAACAUUCAGAACCUUCCGAACAAGCCAGUCAACAUCAGGAAACAUCACAGUUCGACGAGCAAGCCCCAGAAGCGUCUCAACAGGGCGAACCAGCUCCAGAUGUUACAGAAGAAAGAAGAGAGGGCUCACCGUCAGCCCCAGAAACAGUUUAUAUUCACGAAGAACGUCACGAAACUGUGAUUGGAGCCGGAGGAGAGGUACUAAAAGACAUCGUUGAAACUCGAGACUACGACACUUCUCAUCCAGAAGUUUACGAAACAACAAAAACCAACUACGGUCAAGAAGAACGUCGGGUGUCUACUGCUGACAUCUCCCGAGAGUUCGAAAUCUCUCCAGAUGACUUGCCAACCAACGAAGAGCCAAAGGAAGUCCAUGUCCAUGAGAAACACACAGAAUGGAGUCAAGAUGAUCACGGCCAACCUCGGGAGGUUGAGAUCACAGAUGACUUUGACAUUACCCAAACAAAAACAGGUGCAGAGGCAAUUUCCGAAGAACACGACAUUCACGUUCAUGAAAAACGUGUAGAACACGUUACCGGAUUUGGUCAAGAAACUCGAGAAGUAACAACCACAAGAGAUUAUGACAUUCAUGUUCCUGAAGGAGCUGAAGAAGUUCAUUUGCCAGAUGGAAGUGAACCUAUUGACAUGAUCACCAGCUCCGGAGAGGAACCAGUACAUUACCACGUUCACGAAGAAAGAGACGAGAAAGUAAUCGACAAAGACGGAAAUCUCAUCAGUGAUGUACAGUACGUCAAAGACUUUGAUGACGAGCAUCUGGAAGACAACGUGUACGAGCUGAAGAACGUUGAGAUCCAAGGAGAAGCUCCAUUGCCAACUGCUGAUCCACCCAGCCAUGAUGGUGAACAUGCUGCUGAAACAGAUCACGAGAUCUCCACAAUUCAAGAAGACGAAUCUCAAGAGAAUUUGGCAAAAACAGAAACUUCAGGGAAAGAAGAAGGUGUUUCUACGGAAAAACUGGAUUCUGAAGGUGUUGAACAACACAAACCAGAAGACGUCGUUGAAGGAACUGACAUUUCGUUUGAGCAAAAGCCGACUGAAGGGCUGACGAUCACCGAACGAGUGCCAAUCAAUCGUUCCCCAGCUUCGGACAUUGUCGAGGGUGUAGCUAUGACUACUGAACAUCUGGACAUUACUCAACAACCAGUCAGAGAAGACGUUGAAAAGAAGGAGGAAGAAGGGCAAGCUAGCAAGUACGGUCCAGCUACUGUUUUAGUCGGAGCUGCCGCCUAUGGAGCUAUGAAGUUGGCUGAAAAACUAACAGGAAAGCCAAAAGACCAAGAAGAAUAUAAUGAAUAUGAACAAGAGUACGGUGACGCACAAUACGAUGACAGACGGCGGUCAGAGACUUCACCGGUCGGAGAUAUCGUCAAAGAAACAGCUCCAAGCGAAGAUCCGGACAAACAAGCUGAGCCGGUUGGAAGCUACGCUGAGUCUAGUCCUUCACAGUCGACUACAGACUACGUCACCAGAGACCUUGAAGAUUACGAACGAGCUGUCCCCAGUGGUCAAAGAGGUGAUGAUGGCAAGGUCUUGGAGUCAUACGACCGAGCCCCAGAAAAGAAUAUAAAUGUAGAGCCAGCACAAGAGGAAACAGAAGAACAAAUCCUCGUAGAUGACGAGUAUUCUGAAUCCGAAGAAAUCCGCCCCAGACCUCACGGACUUGAACUAGACUCUCAAGAAGAUCUGGACCUUCAAUCUCCAGUAUCGCUGGCUACAGUACGACGUGAAGAUACAGACGACAACUUGGAUCUGAUGCAAGAAAGUGUAUACGUACCAGCUGAUACUCCACAAUCAGAAUCCAAGACCGACCACAGUUACGACAUCGAACAAACUCCAGAAUUCGCGUCUGAGAAGUUUGAAGGUCUCCAAGAACAAGACCCCAUGCAACAGAGCAUGUACAUAUCGCACGAUGAAGGUGACCAAGCACAGCAAUAUGACAACGAUGAGUAUAAUACCACAGAAGAGCAUGUUACAGAUAGCCACGGUGAUGCAAACGAUGUCUUGGAGUCUGAGCCAGUCCAACAAGAAUCUGAACUGUACCCAGACCAGAUCAAUUUGCCUUCCGACACCACUCCAGUCGGAGAUAUCGACCGCGAGACCAAAGUGUCAGGUGACAUCGAAUUCGAGACAGAACCGGUCCGGGAUGUGCAGCACCAAACCACACCAAGUGCUCCAGCCUGGAGUGAAACUGAGCCAGUUGGAGACAUUGACAAAGAAGUGGCUACAAGUGUAGAAGCUGGCCAAGGAGCCAAGCCUGUAGUUGGUCCACAUGAGAUGAACGAUGAUUGCGAGUUGGUCACUGAUACUGAACCUGUACUCAGGCCACAAGAUUCAGAAGCUGAGAAAUCUGAAGUCGUAGAAAGUGAGCCGGUUGAGAAGACCGAAGAAGAUCAACAUGAACAUGGCAUUGGUACCAUGAUUGCUGGCGCUGCUCUUAUGGGCGGUAAAGCAAUUUAUGACAAGCUAAAGGGCAAAACAAGUGAUGAACAACAUCAACAAGAAUAUGAAGAUGUGGUUGAAAGCUCACCGGUCGAAGAAACUCGAAAAGAUGAAGAAACUCCGCUUCGAAAAGAUUCAAAAGACGAGCACGAACGAGAAAUGUCACGAGAACACUCACAAGCCAUAUCAACCGACAGCCAAGUCACAGCCAUCCACGUCGGAGAUGAUGUGGUGGAAUCACAAUCACUUGAUAUUGAAACACCAGAAGACAUGUCAGACUUGUCACCCCAACAAACAGCUUAUGACAUGGACAAAGAAACGCCAGAACCUUUAGUAAAAUCUGAAACCAUCGACGAAGAGGCAGCAGAUGUACCAAAAACACCAACCAAUGUGUCACAUCCAACUUCUGAAGAUAUCAAAAAGCCAACAGAAGCUGUUUCUGAGAAGCCAGAAGCAUCUGAAGUUCACAAAGAUGAAGAAGUAAUCGAUUCCGAGCCAGUCCACCCAGAAAGUCCACUGCCAAGCCAGCUACACGACUUUAAGGCUGAAGAAGAUCGCUUCGAAACUGACAUUCAUUCCCCGGACCUUGUUGAGAGUGAACACAUCCAACACCAUCUUCAUGAACAUCACGACCUACCCAAAGUGGUCGAUUACUCUGACAUUGGUGAAGGUCACGAAUUAAAUAUCAAGGAUGAACCAAGUCCACAAGAAGGUUCUGAACAUACUCACAGUAUUGCCGAAUCCCAUCCUCACGAUAUCGUAGAGUCAGAAAGUAUUGACAUAGAAGACAAACCAACUCCAGCUCCUGUCGCCAGACCCAACGUCAUCAGUGAUUCCAGUCAGAUAUCCCCAGAUGAAGAGCCCAGUGUUGAAGAGAAGAUCAAACACUUCAAGGAAGACGAGGAAACUGGAAUCUCAGAAUACCAAGACCAAUUCAGACCUAUCGCUGAAGAACCUGGCAGAGAAGCUGAAGAACAACGUGACGUCGACGACAUCGUGGAAAGUGAGGAUAUUAACGAAGAAGACAUCAAAAGAAUGUCAGGAAGCAUCAUCCAGAAAGCUCAAGAAGCUACUACCCCAUCUGAACAUAGAAAAAGCGUGUCUACUGAAGCCAGCCAAAUACCACGAUCAGAUAUGGUCGAUUCUGAAGGUGUACAAGACACAAAACAAGGUACUCCUGAAAGAAAACGAUCUGACUUGAUUCUAUCGCCAGAAACCCUACAACAAGACAUUCAGCGACAGUACAGCCAAGAGAGUGCCCAAGGACACGAACUAGUCCAAUCAGAAUCCAUCAGAGAAGAGGACGACCAUCAAGCCGACAUUGAUAAUAUUGACCUGAAGGGAGAUGAAAAGGUCGAGAUGGAUGCUUUGGCUCAAUCCAUUGUGACAGCCGACGUUCCUGAAGACCUUGACUAUGAACACAUCACUCAUCCAGAACACCACGAGCACGAUGACAUCGUACAAUCCUCUCACGUUGACGCUUUAGAAGACGAACAUCAUUUCGAGCCAGAAGGAGACGUUCCCUACACUGAGAAGCCGAUUGAUCAUGACAAACUUGAUGAGAAGCUAGGACUUGGCACGAUGAUGGCUGGAGCUGUAGCUAUGGGUGCAGCUGCUUUGGUCGAUAAGAUAACUGGAGAACGAAGCGACGACCAGAAACUCAAGGCUGAAAUGGCAGUCGAAAAGAAGUUGGGAGAGAAGACCGUGAGCGAGAAGAGUGUAGCUGGAAGCGAAAAAUCAGAAGCUGAACGGCUCGAAGAGAUAGGAGAACCUGUACCUUCAGAAGGCUUUGUUGAAAGUGAAUCAAUCCCCUCGGGAGACGUUAGCCAAGAAGUCGCAAAAGAUGUUGUAGCUCAAGAAGAAGAACGAAAGCAUACAGAAGCAUUUAAAGACGAUGAACAACCACGAGUAGAAGAUAAAGACGACUUCGACAUUGAGAUUGUGGAAUCUACAGACUUGGAUUCAGAAAAAGGAUCACCUAGGCAAGAACACGAAAAUCCAGAAACCGAGGAAGAAGUAGAGCAUCACGAAGAAAAGCACGAUGAAGACGACUUCGAUGUCAUCCACCACGACGACAUCAUUGACAUCCAGAUGACAGAAGAAGAGAUCGCUCAAAGUGCCCAGUUGAGAGCUUCCAAGAGUAUGAGUUUGUCUCCACAUGCUAAAGGAACAGACUCUCCUACGUCAACACCACUUAAAGAUUCUGAGUUAGGUACAGAAGUCGCUGAAGAUGAACUUGUGAACAAACUAGAGACAAUCAAGAAGGAAGAGGACACAGUAGCAGAAAAGGAAAGACCUGAACUGAGGAGAGUUCAAGACGCUGAGUUCGAACGAACAGAUUCUGCCGGUUCCAUCCUGAAGGACCGUGAAUUGACGAGAGAAGACUUUGGAGGAGACAUGCCAGACCUCACUCAUGAAUCAGAAUCUGAAGACGAGAAGCCGACAGUAGAAAGAUUCGAUCAGCCUGUAGAGAUCAAUAUUGAAGAGGAACCCAAACAUCUAGAUGCCUUUGAUUCUGACAAAUUCACAGACGAGAUGGAAGGGGAAAGAGGAUUGGCUCCAUCUGAACCAAUUGGACGGCCCCACUCUCCAUUACCACCAAGAACACAAUCAGUAGAUCAAAGUGGAAGCCGAGUUGAUACCCAAUCUUCGGAAGAGGGUAGACCAAUCGAGUCGGUAGCUGAAGAAGAAGUUUACGAUGGUCAACUACUAGCAGAUCAGAACGAGGCUGCUUACGAAGCCGCCGAAAGAAUGGUCGAAGAACAAGUAAGAGAAGAACAAGAAAAGAAGCAACAAGAAGAGAAACAAGAAGAAAAGAAGCAUAAACUCAGUGUAGAUGACAGUCCAUCGAAAGUGUCACAAAAGACAGACGAAGAAAUCUCACCAUCCAAUGAAUCCGGCUCAUCAAACGCCUCAUCUACCGUCUUUGUCCGUAAGGAGAUCAACACCGACAUCAAGAUGAAGGAUUCUGACGAUGGCUCCCAAUCCUCACUUCUAGAAUUCGAACGUCUAGAACAAGAACUAAGCGCCAAACAACCAUCUCCAGGUCACAGUGACAACGAACAGAUGGUCGCAUCAGCUACUGGUUCAGUCAACUCGCUUCUCGAGUUCGAAAACAUUGAGAGAGAAGUCCUAGAACAACAUAUGAGCAAUGAAGAAGCUGCGAGUCAAUCGAUUGGUCCAGAAGUCAUGAUUCUGAGUGAUAUCAGAGAAGAAAGUGAGGUAGAAGAGAUGAGCAUCAAAGGAGAUGAUGAAGACUCGUUGAAUGAGGCACAGGUAAUAUAAUAUACUGAAAAAUAGGUAAAAAGAGAUAAAACAAGACAAAAAGAAUAGUUAAAGCUAAAAUAUUAGGCUACUAAUGAGGCAAAAAGGGUCAGGGGUAGGGGUGGGUAGGGCCAAAAGGGUCAGGGGUAGGGGUGAGUAAGGCUAGAAAGGUCAGGGGUAGGGGUGGGUAGGGCUAGAAAGGUCAGGGGUAGGGGUGGGUAGGGCAAAAAGGGUCAGGGGUAGGGGUGGGUAAGGCUAGAAAGGUCAGGGGUGGGGUCAGGUGGAAUUAAAAAUAAUUUUUUAAAAUAUAUUUGAGAUUCCCCAUUUGUCGUUUCCCCAUUUUGCAAUUUCCCCAAAUGUCGCAGUACGCUAAUUUCGUAUACGAUGAAAAGAAUUAAAAAUUAAAGUUAAUUCGAAAAUAAAAAGGUAAUUCUACGCAUUUUUAGACCAACAUUGGCCAAAGAAAACCAAAAUUAAAAAAAAUUUAUUUUUCCAAAAUUAUUUUCCUGUAUGGGCGCGACUUGUCUUUACCGCCGCAGGCCGCACUUAAAAAACAAAAUUUUGUUUGACAAUGUCAAAACAAUAGUUCUUCGAAAUUUUAAUGUAAUAACAACUUUUUCUCACAUUCCCUACAUCUUCUUAUAAAUAUUUUGCCCAAAACAAUAUAAUUAAUCGACAUGGAUUUAAUCUUAUACCUAAACUAAUAUUCACAUCUAAUUUCGGCAUUUUAGAUGGCCGCAGAUGCAAUGAUAACGUCAGCCGACUCUUUGGAGCCUUCAGGACGUGUGAUUCGAGAUGCGAAUCGAAUGGAGACCUCUGUAGAUUCGUUGGAACCUCAAUAUUCUGGAUCUCGACAACAACACGACGACUCUUUGUUGGACGAAGGAACUUCCGGAGGUGCACAAAGUCAAGAUACUCAAGCCGUUUUGAGUGCUGAUACUGCUGGCACUUUCCAGGUGAGAUUGAUUUACAUUUUUUGGAUAAAAUAUUUAAAAUUAUAUUGUACUAAUCAGCCAUACCUUGUAAUUCGGUGUUGUUAUAGCAUAAGAUUGCUCAUGAUAAGUAACUUUAUAUGUGAAAUUAACUUUAUUUUUAAAUAUUUAUGCUAACUUGUUGUAGGAAUACCAAGACGACGAUCGUGACUCUCUGGAAGGAGCGUUGGAAGACUACGAGACCAUUACCACCUUCCAGACGGUUCAACAACGAGACGAUGGUACCACCGAGACCAUAACUCGUAAAGUGAGGACCAGAGUGACUGAUCCAGUUCAUUCUCAUGUUCGUUUCACUGGCACAGAGAACGAGGAUCGGUUGAGGAACAUUGAGCCAGAACAGGAAAUCGAGUCGGUUGAUGAAGAAGGAAACAUUACCAAGACGAUACGCAGAAGAUUACAGUAG